AUGGCGUUCAUGCGGUACCGCGCGCUGCCGCAGGGGGAGCUGACGGUGGAGGAGUUCCGGGCGUGGCUGGCGCAGUUCGACGCGGACCGCGACGGGCGGAUCAGCAGGGAGGAGCUGCAGCACGCGCUGCGGAGCCUCAACGUGUGGUUCGCGUGGUGGAAGGCGCGGGACGGCGUGCGCGCCGCCGACGCCAACCGCGACGGCGGCGUGCAGGGGGAAGACGAGGUGGCCCGCCUCUUCGCCUUCGCGCAGAGGCACCUCCACGUCAAGAUCACCCAGCUCGGCUACUACUGA
Messenger RNA from Miscanthus lutarioriparius, 294 nucleotides. NCBI's taxonomy places the organism in Eukaryota, Viridiplantae, Streptophyta, Magnoliopsida, Poales, Poaceae. The record is from the annotation of a GenBank genome assembly.